AUGAAUGCAGUUGAAAGUGUUGGUGCUGAGUUUUAUGGAGAGUGUAUCUUGCCUUUUCUGCUAUUAGAGACUCUUGAGUUUGUGGAUAUGCAGCAUUGGAAGCAAUGGCUUCCUUUCCAACAUGAUCGAGGAGGGGAUGUUUUCCCUUGCCUGAAACAGCUAUCAAUCAAUGAAUGUUAUAAGUUGGAAGGGGUGGUGCAUACAACUGCUAAGGUUGAGUUUGAGUUAUUAGAGUCCUUGUGCCUUUCAAACAUUUCAGAGCUGAUGUCUCUGCAAACAGGAGAAUUGUGCAGAAGGGUAUUAACCAAGGUCAAAGAUUUGAAGAUUAAUGGAUGCGAGGAGCUGACGUCUUCAUUGAAAAAUGAGGCUAGAUUAUUGCAACAGUUGACUUUUCUUGGCCGUUUGGAAAUUGAAGACAACUCUCCUCUAGUUGAAGAAUUGGGAAAAGAAGUAGAGGAGUUGCUGCAAUUGAAUUUGUCGUCUCUUCAGGAGGUUCACAUACACGAAUGUCCACGUUCUUUUCCAGAUGUUGGUUUGCCACCUUCUCUUAAAGACAUCGUGAUUAUAGAGUGUCAUUCGUUGAUUUAUUUUGCAAAACACCAGAUUCCCCAAAAUCUCAGAAGAAUAGAGAUAAGAAAUUGCAAAAGAUUGAAAUCACUAGUAGAUGAGGAGGCCGUUGGUUCUUGGUCGUCUUUCGCUCACAGUUAUCUUGAGUACUUGAAUAUCCAGGAAUGUCAAUCUCUGACGUCGUUAUCCUUGAGAGGUCAGCUUCUCAGGACAUUUGAACACCUUGAGAUGUGUUAUUGUGAACAACAAGAGUUAAUAGCAUCGGACGGGUUCUUCGGCAACAACACUAAUCACUGUCUUGAAUGUAUUAAGAUAUGGGAGUGCCAAAAUUUGAAAUCCUUACCGGAUGGCUUAUGCCACCUCAACAAUCUUCAAACGUUGAAUAUUGAUUUAUGUGGAAGUCCUGUUUCCAUCCCGAGAUUGAGUGGGGGGAGAAGAGCCUCCAACCUGAGAAACAUCCUGAUCACCAAUUGCGACAAAUUGGAGGCUUUGCCCCUAGGCAUGCAUAAUCUCAACUCUCUUAAGGAAUUGGACAUCGACUACUUUGAAGGUUUGACUUGCUCAGUCCCCCCAACCUAA
This is a messenger RNA of Pyrus x bretschneideri (Chinese white pear), 1146 nucleotides long. Its product is annotated as putative disease resistance protein At3g14460. The coding region runs from base 1 to 1146 and encodes 381 amino acids. The record is from RefSeq and is a predicted model, not a curated record. NCBI's taxonomy places the organism in Eukaryota, Viridiplantae, Streptophyta, Magnoliopsida, Rosales, Rosaceae. The transcript has 3 exons.